AUGAAGAAUAAAUAUCCCGUUCUUCCCUGGGGAGUCCGGCGCAGCGGCACUCCGGUAGAUCCAUCCGCGACCGUCUGCCCCGACCCUGCUUGGCAGCUGGGCAGUGGGCGCUGCCAGGUGCGCGGCCGCCAGCCAUUGCACACUGCCCCGAGCGUCUACAGUGCUGCUCAGGUCCCAGCGCCCUUGCAGCCCCGCCCCUACUGCACAGAGCUCACGGGAGUCACGAUGGACAGAAGUUGGAUCAAUAGUAGGCUAUUUGGCAAGCCACAUCUGGACGGGGUCAGUGAGUUCAUGAAGCUUGUUUCAGAAAACUUUGGUGCGGAUGAACAGAUACUCGGAUUUCUGGACAUAAAGGACUGGUGGAUCUAUCAUGGAGAACCAAUGGAGGACACAAUGAUUGAAAAUACUGGCCAUCAGGAUGAACAGAUUGAUUUCACCGCGGAUGUUAAUUUGAAUGAGGUUGAAGAAGGCGACCCUAAUGAUAGAAUUCCUGAUAUGAAAUUAUGUGCUAAGACUUUGAAGAUAGAUGUUUUGCAUAGAAUGAAAGAUGAAAUCCCAAUCAUUUUGUGCAAGCUGGAGAGAAUAUUUCCUCCUCCUUUCUUUGAUGUGAUGCUACACUUGGCUGUUCAUUUACCUGAUGAAGCAAUCCUAAGAGGCCCGGUACAAUAUGGAUGGAUGUACCUAGUAGAAAGAAGGUUGUAUACUUUGAAACGUUUUGUUAGAAACAUGGCAAGACCAGAAGGAUCCAUUGCAGAAGCAUAUGUCGCUAAAGAGUGUUUGAUGGCUUGCUCGAGGCUGAAAUGGAAUCCAUUCUUCUUUGCGAUGAGAAGACGCCAAGUUGUAAAGACCCCUUCUGAAGUUGUUGCUCAAGUGUUGCCGAAAUCAAAAUUUCUUCAAAAUAUUGGCCUUCGGCCAGCAGCCCCCAAGAGAAGUUCUAAAGCCAUUAAUGAUGCACGGGUUAUAGAACUUGAAGCAGAAGUUGCAGCUGGAAAGCAAGACAAAGAACUAAAGGAUGAGAUGGAGACUUUGAAGAAGAAGAUGGAGGAAUCGAGAAAAUGA
This is a messenger RNA of Miscanthus lutarioriparius, 1059 nucleotides long. NCBI's taxonomy places the organism in Eukaryota, Viridiplantae, Streptophyta, Magnoliopsida, Poales, Poaceae. The record is from the annotation of a GenBank genome assembly.